Messenger RNA from Lactuca virosa, 357 nucleotides. The record is from the annotation of a GenBank genome assembly. NCBI's taxonomy places the organism in Eukaryota, Viridiplantae, Streptophyta, Magnoliopsida, Asterales, Asteraceae.
AUGUCUUUCUUCGUUCCCGACCCUAUUGGUUUGACUUCUCCGACGACUUCUCAUCCAAUAAUUUAUGAUUUCGAUUUCUGUCGCCAACAAUCGUCUGCUCUCUAUUGCCGCCACCAACUGCUUGUGCUCUGUUGCUGUUUGUACUUUCGAUAUGUUGAUUUCGAUUUUUGUCGCCAACAAUUGGCUGCGCUCUAUUGCCGCCACCAAUCGUCCGCCACCAACUACCUGUGCUCUGUUGCUGUUUGGAAUUCCGUAUUACCACCACCAGACGACAAAUCAAUGCCACUUUUGUUGAUUUCUUUCAAGUCAGCCUCCACGAACUCUAUCCUUGAACCAUCUCAGGUUUUUCAGGUAUAG